This is a messenger RNA of Phialemonium atrogriseum, 2038 nucleotides long. RefSeq lists its product as uncharacterized. The transcript has 7 exons. The record is from RefSeq and is a predicted model, not a curated record. Lineage: Eukaryota; Fungi; Ascomycota; Sordariomycetes; Cephalothecales; Cephalothecaceae. Bases 1 to 1854 code for a protein of 617 amino acids. Gene Ontology annotation, molecular function: flavin adenine dinucleotide binding; N,N-dimethylaniline monooxygenase activity; NADP binding.
AUGCCUCCGACGCUGAAAGUCGCCGUCAUCGGCGGUGGCCCAGCCGGCCUCGUCACGCUUAAGUAUCUCGCUACCGCGCACCAAUACUUCCACAUUCCACCCAUCGAAGUUUUGCUCUUCGAUGAAAAUCCCGUCCUCGGAGGAACAUUGCUUCGUCGAUCCACCGAAGCAACCAGGCUGGUUUCUUCAAGGUACCUCAUGUGUUUCUCGGAUUUCCGCUUCAUUGUCGACAACGAUGACGACGGCUACCAUCUCGAAAACGAAUUCCUUACCGUGCCACUUUACGCCCAGUACCUUCGCCGUUACUGCAACCGGUUCAACCUUGGAAGACACUUAAGGUCUGGUACCAGAGUUUACAAUAUCGAACGACUACCCAAUGGGGACCAUGUUGUCAGAUACGAGUGGCAUACACAGGGCUCUCGGGAAACGGGCGAAUGGGCGUGCGAUGCUGUUGCAGUCUGUACCGGACUCAAUCACACCCCCCACAACGCCCAGGUUCUUGGCUUGGAGAGGUUUGGCAGAACCGGCGUGAAUCGCGUCAUACACUCCAGCGAGUUCACGCACACACGCUUGUUAAACCGUGCGCGGACGGUGGUGAUCCUCGGUGCCGGGGACUCGGCAAUGGACAUUGCCUACCUGGCCGUCAACUAUCCAACCGUCAAAAAAGUGAUCGUGUGCCACCGCAAUGGGUUUUCCGUCGCCCCCAAGGUCGUCCCCGAACCCAUCUUCCUGAAGCGGUUUGGGAAGCCGUCAGCCGGUAAGCCACCCAACAAGCCCCUCGACACCGCUACCGCUAGCCUCUUCGACACCAUGUACGUGCCGGCGCGUCUCCAGAGAGGCAGGCUGCUCUGGAGCUAUUACGACAAAUUCAUGAAGUUUAUGUUUUUCCUGGUCUCCGGUACCAGUGCCGGCAUCGAUCAAUGGGCUGGAGGCCUACACAAGGUCGAAUAUUUUGCUGACUCGGUUUUCUACGUCAUGUCUGGAAUGGCCAUCCCAUACAUCUCCGCUCGGCACCGGGGCAAGCCGUGGCGGGUUUUCAACAAGAUCCGCAGCUUCUUCAUCAACAUUCCGAUUCCUGAGACCGGCGACCGGGCCAUUCACCUGGCUCCGUGGCCAUGGGGAAUCAAUAUAGAUGGACGACUCCUAUUCCGCGGAGACAACCAACCCGGGUAUGGCCACUGGCAAAAUGAGCAGGUCAUGGCAGACGUUUACCCCACGCUGGACCAGGCAGUCAAUCGGGGCAUAUACAGACACAUCGCAGAGCAGUUUGCUUACAUUGGGUUUGUUCGUCCUAGCAUCGGAGCCAUACCUGCACUAGCAGAGCUACAAGCCCAGCUCUGGAUAUAUCGAUUGCUAAGGUACAGAUAUGUCGACAAGCUGUCUACUCGUCUCACACCCUCGGGGGUUCUCUGGGACCCAAUCGUUGACGGCUACGUUAUCGGGUUGCCCCAUGGCCCCAACGAUGUGGCCAUCCAGGGCUACGACCUGGAUUACGCCCUGCACCCUCGCACCCACUACCGCGCCAACAAGCUCAGGCGCGGCGUCGACCACGAAAGCUACGCGUUCCAGCUCGCACUUGACAUGGGUGCGGCGCCGACAGCCACAUACAUGCUGAGGGUCCACGGACUGAAGGCAUUCUACACGUGGGCAAUGGGCCCCAACUUUAACACAAAGCUCCGUCUGAUUGGCCCGUGGGCUCGACCAGACCUGGCAAUGCCCAUCUUGACGGGGGAGCUGUACAGGGUCGUCAGGCGCACCGGAGGCUGGUACUUCUUCUUCACUCACACGGUGAUCCCAUUCGUCCUCUUUGGUUUCUUGAGCCUACUCCUCCGGAUCUCGGAUAUGUUUAGGUGAUGGUGGGCAUCGGCUAGAAGUGGGGACAGGGCAGGCGGAUUUUCGAAGGACAUGGACGAUUACGCCAGCUUGUGACUUGGGAAUUCUUGGGGGGGUCUAUAUUGUUAGAUGGGUAGGGAGUGUAUCAGGGCUGGCUGGGGGAAGAACUGGGUGUAUCUAAUACUGCCGUGAAUUUUAUUCGUAG